Molecule: messenger RNA, 1290 nt
Organism: Giardia duodenalis
Lineage: Eukaryota; Fornicata; Diplomonadida; Hexamitidae
Product: Cathepsin L-like protease
Exons: 1
Coding region: 1-1290 (429 amino acids)
Cellular component (GO): lysosome
Molecular function (GO): cysteine-type endopeptidase activity
Source: RefSeq, a predicted model, not a curated record
AUGUAUACUUUGUUGGUGUUCAUACUGUCGAAUCCUCUGCAUAUCCUAUUAAAAGCACGCUCUUACACAGGAACCUUUUCGGCAUGCACUAAGGACAAUGCAGUUGUUCGUAGAUUGCAAUCUAACGAUCUGUUUCUGCUGUUGGCUAAUCCAAUUAAAGUGGCCGCAGAGGACAACCUACCACAAUCUGUUGACUUAAGGGAGUACGGCCUUAUGACUCCUGUCAGAAACCAGGGUAAGUGCGGCUCGUGCUGGGCGUUUGCAACCGUUGCAGCCUUCGAGGCGUGUGCCCUGUAUGAUGGCGUCCUUUACCCUUACGGAAGUCCACUUGGCAGACACACAGACCUCCUGCACAUCUCUGAGGAGUUUGAAAUCUUGAGCUCCACGUCCAAUAACCUCUGCUCAAGUGGCAACGUGGUGCGAUUGAUUAAUGACCACCUGACGGGAGUAAUUCCCACUGUAGAAUUGGAGGAAAACUUUCCUUACAGUUUGAGUGACAAUACUGAAAGCGAGCCCCCCGCACACCCCCUGCAGCCUGCGAUUCCACCCGAGGAGUAUGUGCUUCCAAUUUAUUCUGAGACAAAGCUAGGGCAUAAAGCAGGGGUCAUAGUGCUUUACAACAGAGACAAUCCCUAUAAUGACUCAAUUGCACAGCUGGUGAAAACGUAUCUGUCACUGGGGGUUCCUGUGAUGGCUACGAUUAACACGUGGGCUAAUGGAAGGAAAGGUCACCGGUUAAUUAAGCGUUAUCGCGGUGGCAUUUUGAGCGCACCGUGCCGUAAUACAAGCCUGGAUCACGAGGUGCUCAUUGUUGGAUAUGGACGGUAUCGAGGUACUGCCGUUUGGAUAGUUCGCAAUUCUUGGGGAGCUGACUGGGGAGUCUAUGGGUAUGCAUAUGUGGCCCAGGGCGGUGACAGCUACUGCUUGGAGCACAGUGCCAUUGCUGUUCUUCCCCGGACACUCGAUCCGACCGCCAAGUACGCAUCCUUCUCUACGCAUCCACCUCCGUCUCCGCUCCUCCGGCCGAUAUAUGAGGGCACUAUUGUACGCUGUGAAAACGGGCUCGAUGCUGAUCCACCGGAGGGUUGCAGCCCAUUCACUAGGGGCAGCUCGCCCGCGCUCGGGGCCAGCAUCGCCCUCAUACUCACAACCAUAGCAGCUAUAGGGAAAUUUACUCACCAGCCCAGCCCCUUAAUCAACCUUCGUCGUCAUGAUCGCGUCGAAAAUGCGAGUGUCAGGAACAAGGUCACUGAAGCAAUAAUCACCGAAGUGCUCGGAAUUAUCGGAUAA